GAAAGGGGUGGGGAGACUGGGUCAGGUGAUUGUCAAUGGGCCGUCCAAGAUGGCGCCCGGUUUGUGGAGCCUGAGGAGGAGGAAGAGGAGGGUUGUUUUUUUUACCUGUGACUUGGAGCUGAGGGAGGAGGAGGUUCGGAGUUGAUUUUUUUUUUAUUUUGGGGUCAUAUCCUCCCACGCCUUCGUUUUAUUCCUGGGAGACUUUCGCCUGAAGGGUAGACUUGAGAAGGAGGAGGAGGCGGCGGCGUUUUUUAUUUUAAUUCCCCGAUGUGCGCCUUUUUCCGAGGAGGGGCUACCGGGGCUGUGCCUGUUGCGCUCCCGACGAGAGAGCCGUCUAUCCUUCCCCAGCCAUGGCUCUGAGGGAGCUCAAAGUUUGCCUGCUGGGGGACACUGGUGUGGGCAAGUCAAGCAUUGUAUGGCGCUUUGUAGAAGACAGCUUUGAUCCCAACAUCAAUCCAACAAUUGGAGCAUCUUUUAUGACAAAGACAGUGCAGUAUCAGAAUGAGUUGCAUAAAUUCCUAAUAUGGGAUACAGCAGGGCAAGAACGAUUCCGUGCUCUAGCACCGAUGUACUACCGAGGUUCUGCAGCAGCUAUUAUAGUUUAUGACAUCACAAAAGAGGAAACAUUUUCAACAUUAAAGAACUGGGUGAAAGAACUUCGACAGCAUGGACCUCCCAAUAUUGUUGUUGCUAUUGCUGGAAAUAAAUGUGAUCUUAACGAUGUAAGGGAAGUCAUGGAAAAAGAUGCUAAAGACUAUGCAGAUUCCAUCCACGCAAUAUUUGUAGAGACCAGUGCAAAAAAUGCAAUAAACAUAAAUGAACUGUUCAUAGAAAUUAGUCGUAGAAUUCCAUCAACAGAUACCAACCCCCCAUCUAGCGGUAAGGGCUUCAAACUUAGAAGACAGCCUUCAGUGACAAAACGCAGCUGUUGUUGACUGAUACGAUCAUAUACCAGACUAGCUUUUAUAAAGUAUUUGGCCUUGGAAGUUAUGGGUUUACUUUGGGUAUAUCGUACUCGUAUUGGAUUCCUAUCUGCCUGGUGUUCAUAGACCCUGAAAUGGGCCAGUUCUGGCGUGCUUUUACGGACUGAGGAGACCGCAGUCAUCCUGCUGUUGGACUGCUUCCUUGCAUACAACGUCUGGAUUAUCUCUUGUACUCAAAGGGAAUUCAUCUUCAGUUUCUUCUUUAGCCUCAUGAGAAAGGAACUCCAAAAUACAGAUUGUAAGACUUAAUAUUUCAUAGUUUUUAUAAACAAAACUUUGCUAUGUUUUUUCGUGAGGGAGGGAAGGGACACUAGCACUUUGUGGGAGUGGGCAAGCCCUGUGGAUAGAAAUGUUAGCUCUGAUCUCAAUGCAGUUCUACACUCCACGUCAUUGUUGCUAUAAUAAGCCUUACUGUUUUCAUGGUUGCUUCUCCAAAGUACAGAAUGAGCAGCUGAUUUAAUAGUCAGCUGCAAAAAUAAUGAAGCUGAUAAAAAGACCAAAUCCAGUCACCAACCUUACUUGCACUUUUAUUAUUUACUGAUGAUAUUGAAGAUGUGUUCAGAAAGGGGAGGGGCGGGGGGAGCUUAGACAAUCUUGCCAUUUUAUGCUUAAUUACUAUAGAAGAAAAUAGAUAGAAACCUUUUUUUAGUAGGCUUCUCAUUAAAAACCCUAGAUGAAAUUGACCAAAAUGAACUUGAGUACAACUGGCAGGCAUCAGUUGCUGUCAGUCAUUUUAGAACAAGCAUGUUGAAUAGGGGGCACUCCCAAUCGCUUAGCAUGAGCAAGUUUUUAUACUCUCUUAUUUAUGAGACCAAUGCCUAAAGUAUUAUAAAUUAUGUUAGUGCCAUGGAUGACCUCUUUUCCUUUCAGUCCCUCACCUGCGGGUGGGGGGGGGGGGGACACAAGUCCACAGGUCAGAAUUGCUGUGGGCUCCAGCCUGUACACAGAUAGCCUUGCCUUAUCAGGCAUCCUCGUGUUACUAGUACUGGAAAACACUCUUCUCUCUGUCCAGUAGAGGUUGCUGUGCGUAUAGUUUGAGGUUUGCUUACAGAACAAAUCACUUCUGCAUGAUAAAAACAGAAACAGGGAUCCAAAGCCAAGUUGUGUAGGGCAGUGUAGAUCGUUGCCUCCUUCCUCUUGGGCCUAUCCUGAAGAUUUAACUCUUUUUAAAUCUUGUUUUUAAGCAGAUUAUCUUUUGGCUUUGUAUUGUGUUUCCAUUUUAUAUUAAACUAUAAAUUAAUCUUG
Molecule: messenger RNA, 2228 nt
Organism: Podarcis raffonei (Aeolian wall lizard)
Lineage: Eukaryota; Metazoa; Chordata; Lepidosauria; Squamata; Lacertidae
Gene: RAB22A
Product: RAB22A, member RAS oncogene family
Exons: 7
Coding region: 351-935 (194 amino acids)
Molecular function (GO): GTP binding; GTPase activity
Source: RefSeq, a predicted model, not a curated record